Scophthalmus maximus (turbot) is the source of this 4292-nucleotide messenger RNA. RefSeq names its product glypican-6. Gene Ontology annotation, biological process: regulation of protein localization to membrane; regulation of signal transduction; cell migration. Lineage: Eukaryota; Metazoa; Chordata; Actinopteri; Pleuronectiformes; Scophthalmidae. The record is from RefSeq and is a predicted model, not a curated record. Bases 423 to 2084 code for a protein of 553 amino acids. Gene Ontology annotation, cellular component: extracellular region; plasma membrane; synapse. The transcript is spliced from 9 exons.
CGCGCUCCCUCCACACACACACACACACACACACACACACACACACUCUCUCUCUCUCUCCAACGCAGCAGUUCCACUCCACCACAGCAGCGACCGGGGGCUUCGUCUGCUCUGGCGAAGUUGGAAGUCAACGCGUCGCCUGGAUUCAUGAGGCACCGACACACUCUCACUCGUCUCGUCUGCGGCGCCGGAGGGACUUUAUUUCUUGAUCAAUCUCGGUUGCAGCAGCAGCGGCAGCAGCGGCAGCAGCUUUGGGAAAUGCGCUGGUAGAAGAGAGACGCGACUGGGGAAGUUGCGACCAUCAGACGCGCACUCGGCGAGUACCUGCGGGCCCACUGCGGGGGACUUCCGACCGGCGGCGAGCGGGACCUCGCUGCGCUGCGGAGAGCCUCGAACAACGCGGAGCCGCGCACACGUGAACCAUGCUCCGGCUGGGGACCCUCCUCUGCACUUUCUCCGUGCUGUCGGUGGCGGCGAGGGCGGAUUUCAGGGCGCGCAACUGCAGCGAGGUGCGGGAGGCUUGCGUCGGGAAGGGCUUCAGCUUCGCGCACGUCCCCCUCCAGGAGAUCCCAGGUGAACAUCUUCGUGUAUGUCCUCAGGGAAACACAUGUUGCACCCAGGAAAUGGAGGACACAUUUGGCCAACAGAGUAAACAGGACUUUGAAAAUCUGGUUGAUGAAACGAGCCAUGAAUUGAGGAGCACCUUUGUUUCCAGACACAAGAGAUUUGAUGAAUUCUUCUUGGAGCUGCUGGAGAACACGGAGAGGUCCCUGAAUGAGAUGUUUGUGAGGACUUACGGCAAGCCUUACAUGCAGAACUCGGAGGUCUUUGAGAACCUGUUUGCCGAGCUGAAGCGCUAUUACACCGGAGGGAACGUUAACCUGGAGGAAAUGCUUAAUGACUUUUGGUCGCGGCUACUGGAGCGUAUGUUCACGCUGCUCAACUCGCAGUAUGUCAUCACUGAGGACUAUCUGGAGUGUAUCAGUAAGUACACCGACCAGCUCAAGCCCUUUGGAGACGUGCCCAGGAAGCUCAAGGCUCAGGUUACCCGGGCAUUUAUCGCCGCUCGGACAUUUGUCCAAGGGCUCUCCGUUGGCCGGGAGGUGGCCCAGAGAGUGUCUAAGGUAAGCAGCACUCCAGCAUGUAUGCGAGCGCUGACGAAGAUGCUUUACUGCCCUUUUUGUCAGGGCAUGCCCGCAGUUAAACCCUGUAAGAACUACUGCCUGAAUGCCAUGAAGGGCUGCCUGGCCAAUCAAGCGGACCUGGAUCCGGAGUGGAACCAGUACAUUGAUGCCAUGCUGCUGGUGGCGCAGAGGCUGGAGGGACCUUUCAACAUUGAAUCUGUCAUGGAGCCUAUUGAUGUCAAGAUUUCCGAGGCCAUCAUGAAUAUGCAAGAUAACAGUGCCCAGGUCUCCUACAGGGUUUUUCAAGGCUGUGGCCAGCCCAAACCCGCAGGAAUGACUAGGUCUACCCGUGGUGUUUCGGAUGUGUUCAACGCUCGCUUCAGGCCGUACAGCCCAGAGGAGCGGCCUACCACUGCAGCUGGCACAAGCCUAGACAGACUGGUGGUUGACAUAAAAGAGAAACUGAAACUGUCCAAGAAAUUUUGGUCCAACCUGCCUGAGGCGAUGUGCGUGGAGGACAGAGUGACCGCUGGAAAUGCCAGUGAUGAGGAGUGCUGGAACGGACACGCCAAGGGCAGGUACUUCCCUGAAGUCCAAAAGGAUGGACUGACCAACCAGGUGAAUAACCCCGAGGUGGUCGUGGACAUCACGCGCCCCGACACCUUCAUCCGCCAGCAGAUCAUGGCUCUGAGGGUGAUGACCAACAAACUGAAAAAUGCCUACAACGGCAACGAUAUCUACUUCCAAGACUCAAGUGAUGAGGGCAGUGGCUCAGGCAGUGGCAGCGGUUGCACAGAAGUCUGCCCCACAGACAUGGACAGUGCUGCCACCGAAGCCCCAGUGGUGAAAGCCGACCGGAGCGGGCCCGUGGGUGACUCUGGCCCGCUCCAUGCCCCCUCUGUAGCCCUGCCAACCAUGCUGGCCUUGUCAGCCCUGGCACUCCACCGACAAUGGAGAUAAUGCUGGAGGAAUGGGCCAAACAUGGACAGCAAGAUCUUUUUUGUUGUUUUCCCCUUUCUUGCAGUUUUUUGUAAUCAGGCAGAUUGGAGCUACAGUCAAGCAGACAGUAUUCGGGCUGCCAGCCUCGAGGCUAAAGGAGUCUGCUCUGAAAUGAGAGCGGUCAUGCAUCAUGAUUUCCCACUUUCCCAAAGAUCAUGCAGUGCCAUCCUUAGACUUGAUAUUUUAUGGCAUCACUUCCCCCAUCUAAAACUGAUGGUGCCCCAUUCAACAAACUCUGCUUCAGAGAUUGAUUUGAAAAAAAAAAAAAGUAUUUUCUUGCACAUAUGGCAGGUAUACAGUAUGUAGGUAAUGUGGAAAAAAAAAUAACACGCACUUUUGAUUGUUUCGAUUUUUUUGAAUGCGAAAAUUGUUUGUGUGUUGAAAAAUGUUGAGAAUGUGGUUAAUUGAUGCACCUAAAAGAGGCACAGUAACUUUCAUAGAUGUUUAGUAUUAUAUUUUAAAAAUUAAAGAAAGUAUAAUGAUCAAAAUGACGUACAAAUUCAGGAACAUGUGGUUUCCACCAAAAAAUUUGAUUGAAUCUUUGUUCCACUGUCAUCAACUCAUGUGCCAAUUAUUGCUUUUUAGGAGGAGUGAUUGAAUAUUCACCAACACUGUCAUGUUUCCAUGAGCAUCAUGUCUGCUUCAUCCUAUGUUUUACAAUAACCACGGCAUUUGGCAAGAUUGUACGUGCAAUUAGUCAUGGGCUCUGUCAUGUGUCUGCUCUGCUCUCAGCUCUCCAUGAAACAGUUCAACAGCUGCCUUGUGCUACAACCCACAUUAUUUUAAAAGGGAUACAACUGACAUUGUUUAUGUACUCAUUUGCCUUGCAACAAAUUUAUUAUCUGCAAAAUCUUUCAUACUAUGAUGGUUUCUCAGGCUUGGCUUCGGGAGUAGACAGAAUUAUUGUGGAGCUGUUUCAGAGAAGGUGCCGCCAGUAUAAUAGUGAUGCUGGUUCUGUAGUGUUGUUGGGUACAUGUCCUUGUGUGAAAUCAAUUAAUUCAUAACAGUGUGUGCGUAACAAUUUAAAACCCCCACUUAUGAACCGCAUUAUGAUUGGUUAAUAAUGUAUUUCUGUUUUAUAUCAGUAGGGGUUUCCUCUAAGUGACUGUUUACACAGUGUGCUUCAACCUAGCCACGGUAAAGUAUCAGUGACCUGCACCUCCUCACAGUAAUGAAAUACACAUAUCAAGAUCUUAAAAACGUGUUUGAAAAUACUAGUUAUGGAAAAUAAUGUCUAUGAAAACCACAUAAAUACAAUACAGAAUCACCAUCACCGAACAAGGUGUAUGUACAGCUGUAAUAUCUAUAUUAAUUUACACUUAUUGGGGCCCUAAUGGUUUUAAUGUUUAAAAUGUUAGAUAAAUUCUGAAAUUACGUACACAGCAACAAAACAAGUGUGUUAGCCACUUUUGUGUACGUGAUGCAAUAGCCGAAGGGUGUAUAAUUGCUGCACCACCUUGGAUAAGAUAGUCGUUAAAUUAUGCAUUGUAGCAACACAACUAAAAUACGCUCACAGAGUUAUAAAAAGUCAAGUUGUAAAAUGAAACAAUUUCCAGAAAAAUUAUCAUUACCACAGUUAUGCAAAAGUUGGGGGUGUUAUUAAGUGAGGAAGUAGCAAACAGCACACAGUGGCCACUAGAAAUGCAAAGAAAGGGUCCCUAAAUUUAUCUGCAAAGCUUGAGUGGUUAUGUCUGCAGCACAGACAGGCUUGAAGCCGACCACAGUCACCUGUGAAAUGAGAAUAUGUGGAGACUGGACAGGGCUGAACGCUCCAGUGAAGCUCCUCAGUAGAGCGUACUUACAGAGAAUGUGAGAGGCCUGGCACUGCUGAGGGGGGGGGGCGGACAAAACCAGCCCGUAUGUACGUCCACUGUUCUCUGAGAGCCCGUCAGCUCCAUAACCACCAGGCCAGCUAAGCUUACAUAUCCUGCCUACAUACCCUUUGCAAAAGUAUAUCAAUGAAUAUUUGUUUUUAGCUUUUCUUUUCAUUGCAUUUACGUCCCGCACUUGCAUCCACAUUGCAGGAGCAAAAAUAUAGAGAAAAUAUGUCAAAUGUGUCAUUUGAGAGGAUUCUUUAGUAUGGAUUUUGACUUUACAGGAUGCCCUUUUUAUGUUUUGUAUCAUUGAACUUUUAAUGGUAAUAUUUUUGCAAUAAAAACAUUGAAAAUG